AACCACUAUCGCCGUGUGACCUCCUACCAUGCACGCCACCGGGGAAUGGGAUCGGAGCACGCGCGCUCGCUCGUUUAAAUUGCCGCUUCAACCCCACUCAUGCCGCUCACCAGCUCGAUCGACCGAUCUCCCCGCCGUCCAUUGAUUCAAGGAUCGAUCGAACACAAGCUAGGAAGCUUGCUAAUUCAACAGCAAUGGCCGGCGGUCGCCGUCUCCGGUGCCUCUCCCCUGCGUGCCUCUUUCUCGCCGUGGCCGUGGCCCUCCUCGCCAUGCCGGGGCUCGCCGCCGCCCGCACCCGCCGCUACACGUUCAAUGUGACGAUGGCAACGGUGACGCGGCUGUGCGCGACGAGGAGCAUCCCCACGGUGAACGGGCGGUUCCCGGGGCCCAAGAUCGUCGUGCGCGAGGGCGACCGCCUCAUCGUCCAGGUCCACAACAACAUCAACAACAACGUCACGUUCCACUGGCAUGGCGUCCGGCAGGUGCGCAGCGGGUGGGCGGACGGGCCGUCCUUCAUCACGCAGUGCCCGAUCCGGCCGGGGCAGAGCUACGCCUACAACUUCCGGAUCAUUGGGCAGCGCGGCACGCUGUGGUGGCACGCGCACUUCUCCUGGCUCCGCGCCACGCUCUACGGCCCGCUCGUCAUCCUCCCGCCGCUCGGCGUCCCCUACCCGUUCCCAAAGCCCGACCGGGAGGUGCCCCUCAUGCUCGGCGAGUGGUUCAACGCCGACCCGGAGGCGGUGAUCAGGCAGGCGCUGCAGACCGGCGGGGGCCCCAACGUCUCCGACGCCUACACCUUCAACGGCCUGCCGGGACCGACCUACAACGCCUGCUCGGCCGGCGACACGUUCAGGCUGCGGGUGCGUCCCGGGCGCACCUACAUGCUGCGGCUCGUCAACGCGGCGCUCAACGACGAGCUCUUCUUCGCGGUGGCCAACCACACGCUCACGGUGGUCGGGGCGGACGCCAGCUACGUCAAGCCGUUCACGGCCGCCACGCUGGUCAUCUCCCCGGGGCAGACCAUGGACGUUCUCCUCACCGCGGCCGCCGCCACCCCGCCCUCGCCCGCCUACGCCAUCGCCGUCGCGCCAUACACCAACACCGUCGGCACGUUCGACAACACCACCGCCGUCGCCGCGCUCGAGUACGCGCCGCAGGCCGCGCUCCGGGGCCUCCCGCUGCCGGCGCUCCCGCUCUACAACGACACGGGCGCCGUGGCCAACUUCUCGGCCAACUUCCGGAGCCUCGCGAGCGCGCAGUACCCCGCGCGCGUGCCGCGGACGGUGGACCGCAAGUUCUUCUUCGCCGUCGGGCUCGGCGCCGACCCGUGCCCGAGCCGGGUCAACGGGACGUGCCAGGGGCCCAAUGGCACCAGGUUCGCCGCGUCCAUGAACAACGUGUCCUUCACCAUGCCCAAGACUUCCCUCCUCCAGGCGCACUACCAGCGCCGGUACAGCGGCGUGCUCACGGCCAACUUCCCGGCGAUGCCGCCGAUGACGUUCAACUACACGGGCACGCCGCCGAACAACACGUUCGUGACACACGGCACCCGGGUGGUGCCGCUCAGGUACAACACCACCGUGGAGGUGGUGCUGCAGGACACCAGCAUCCUGGGCGCCGAGAGCCACCCGCUGCACCUGCACGGCUACGACUUCUACGUCGUCGGCACGGGGUUCGGGAACUACGACGCCAACAACGACACCGCCAAGUACAACCUCGUCGACCCGGUGCAGCGGAACACCAUCAGCGUGCCCACCGCCGGAUGGGUCGCCAUCCGCUUCGUCGCCGACAACCCCGGUGUCUGGAUCAUGCAUUGCCACUUGGACGUCCACUUGAGCUGGGGUCUGGCAAUGGCGUGGCUCGUCAACGACGGGCCGCUGCCGAACCAGAAGCUACCGCCUCCGCCGUCGGAUAUCCCCAAGUGCUGAUACACUCUCUGCAACUGCAACAAUGAUCUGCGGCGGUUUUGAUCCGUGCGUGCAACGCACGCGCGCGUAUAUGCAAUUUCGUUUCGUGGCGCGGUUGGUCGAGGAGCUCGCUCAAUCAAUUUGGCCGCGGUUUUGUGAUGAUGCCUGAUUUUGUUGCUGCACUGUCCUCGGAGACAAAACAAGACCGAUGUGAGAAGUCCAUUGGAUGGCUGUUGUGUGAUUCUUGUUGCUAUUCUUUGAUUCCACCUUUUGUUUUCAUGCUGGGCAUUUGCUGUUAGUGUGUACAGUGUAUACGGUAUAAUAUAUCAAUCAACCAGCUAAUGAUUCUUUUUAUCA
Messenger RNA from Setaria italica (foxtail millet), 2264 nucleotides. RefSeq names its product putative laccase-11. The coding region runs from base 195 to 1928 and encodes 577 amino acids. Lineage: Eukaryota; Viridiplantae; Streptophyta; Magnoliopsida; Poales; Poaceae. Gene Ontology annotation, biological process: lignin catabolic process. Gene Ontology annotation, cellular component: apoplast. The transcript has 4 exons. Gene Ontology annotation, molecular function: copper ion binding; hydroquinone:oxygen oxidoreductase activity. The record is from RefSeq and is a predicted model, not a curated record.